Molecule: messenger RNA, 444 nt
Organism: Entrophospora sp. SA101
Lineage: Eukaryota; Fungi; Glomeromycota; Glomeromycetes; Entrophosporales; Entrophosporaceae
Source: the annotation of a GenBank genome assembly
AUGGAACCAUUUGAAGAAGCUUCGAAAACCCCAAAUCCAUUAGUAAAUCCUAAACUUAUACCGACAAUUUUUGCUUAUAUAGAUGAUUUGAUAAAAUUAUCAAACGAACUAGUUAAAUCAAUGAGGUUCUCACCAUUCCCAUCAUCCAAUAAUCUACAAUACAUUUAUAAUAAUCAUAGACUAGGUCAAACAUUUCUAAGAUAUUAUAAAGAUUUUGAUAUUUAUCAAAAAUAUGCAAAAAAUCAUCGAAAAAGCAGGAAUGCUAUCAAGAAAGCAAAUAAAAAUGUUCUAUAUAGAAAAUUUGUUCAGGAACAUGAUGCAAUCAGGCUUGAAAUUUAUCCCGAAAAAAAAACCAGAUUUCGAUAUCUUAAAACCGGUUCGACCAAUCUUAAUGCAGGUUUAAAACCGGUUGCUAUAAUUUCAACCGAAUAUUUUAAAAAUAAA